AAUUUAUUUAAAUUAAAUGUUUGAGAAGGAAAUAGUGAUUGAUGGAAAGGGUCAUUUGUUGGGUAGAUUAGCAUCUUAUAUUGCAAAACAAUUAUAAAGAGGAUAAAGAAUAGUUGUAGUCAGAACAGAAUUGAUUCAACAAUCAGGUUCUCUAUUUAGAAACAGAGUUAUUUUCGAGGAAUAUUUGAACAAAAGAAUGGCCUUCAAUCCUAGAAGAGGAUAUAAACAUUACAGAACACCAUCAAGAUGCUUCUGGAAAGUUGUAAGAGGAAUGCUUCAAUACAAAUCAAAAAGAGGAGCAGCUGCUUUAGAAAGAUUAAAAGUCUUUGAAGGAGUUCCACCUCCUUAUGACACAAGAAAGAGAUAAGUAGUUCCAGAUGCUCUUAAAUUAAUUAGACUCAAGAAUCAUAGACCUUUUUGCUCCUUAGGAGAUUUGUGCGCUUCAGUUGGAUGGAAUCAAUAAUCAAUUGUAAAUAGAUUAGAAGAAAAAAGAAAGAUAAGAGGUGCAACAUAUUAUAAGAGAAAAAUUACCAGAGAAAAUCUAAGAAGAAAGGCAAUUGGCGCUAAAGAACUUACUGCCAUAAACGCAGAAUUAGAGAAAUUGGGUUAUUGAGAAAAUAUAAUAAGAUAAUGUACAAUUAGAAAAUUAAGUAA
Molecule: messenger RNA, 654 nt
Organism: Paramecium tetraurelia
Lineage: Eukaryota; Ciliophora; Oligohymenophorea; Peniculida; Parameciidae
Exons: 3
Biological process (GO): translation; negative regulation of translation
Cellular component (GO): ribosome; cytosolic large ribosomal subunit
Molecular function (GO): structural constituent of ribosome; mRNA binding
Source: RefSeq, a predicted model, not a curated record